UCCAACUCCACUCUUCACUCCAACAAAAUGGGAACUUCCAAUUCUCACUUACACCAACUUCUGCUGGUGCUAGUACUCAGCCCUCUACUGGUGUCUUCACAAUUUCAUAAUGUUUUCACACAGGACCCUUCUUCUUCCCCUUUUCCACCCAACUUCUUCUUCGGAACGACUUCCUCUGCUUAUCAGUAUGAAGGGGCUUUCUUAAGUGAUGGUAAAUCACUGAACACCUGGGAUGUUUACUCACAUAAACCAGGAACCAUUUGUGAUGGAAGCACCGCAGAUGUAAGUGUUGAUCAGUACCAUCUCUAUCAGGGAGAUGCGGAACUGUUGGCCUCUCUUGGAAUCAAUGCGCACAAGAUUUCAAUCUCAUGGUCUCGUGUUCUCCCAAGAGGUAGGCAUGGAAAUAUUAACUGGGAUGGAAUCAACUAUUACAAAAAUCUCAUAGACGCCCUCCUACUCAAUGGAGUCGAACCGUUCGUAACAUUGAAUCAUUAUGAUCUCCCUCAAGAAUUCGAGGAUAGAUUCAAAGGAUGGCAGGGCUCUGAAAUUAAGGAAGAAUUUGAACAUCUUGCAGACGUGUGCUUUAAGAAUCUAGGCGACCGCGUUAAGUAUUGGGUUACCUUCAAUGAGCCAAAUGUAUUGGCUAGGAUGGGUUAUCUUUAUGGGCAGUGGCCACCCAAUCGGUGUACCAUAGCAGCGAAGGAAGAAGGUUGUACUGAAAUCGUUCCUGAAAAAGAAAUAUUUAUUGUAGGGCACAAUAUGAUCUUAUCCCAUGCUUCAGCUGUCAACAUUUACAGAAAGAAUUACCAGGAAAAGCAAGGAGGGCAGAUAGGAAUUGCAAUGGACUUUUACUGGUAUGAACCGAUGAGCAACUCCACACUGGACAAGGCAGCAGCUGAGAGAGCUCAGUCCUUCUUCUCAAACUGGUACAUGGAUCCAAUCAUCUAUGGAACAUAUCCUAAAGAAAUGAAGGACGUUUUGGGGCCACUUUUACCUGAGUUUUCAACAUCUAAUAUGGAAAUGUUGGGAAAUGGGUUGGAUUUUAUAGGCAUCAACCAUUACACUACCAUCUACGCCCAAGAUUGCUUGUUUUCUACAUGUGAUCCGUCUAUGAAAGGCAACAACAAAGCAGAAGGCUUUGCGGGGGUAACUAUGUCAAAGAAUGGUGUCCCCAUUGGGGAAUUGACAGGGUUGCCUGAUAUGGCUAAUACUCCAUGGGGAAUGGAGAAUAUUAUAACUUACGUGACAAAGAGAUACCCAAAUUUUCCACUUUAUAUAACUGAAAAUGGUUAUUGUGACACAACUUCAAACCCUAGUAUUGAAGAAAUGAUGAAUGAUACAAAGCGGAUCAACUAUACGGAAGGUUAUCUAGACGCCAUAGGAGCAGUCAUCAGGAAAGGCGCAGAUGUCAGGGGGUAUUUUCUUUGGUCAUUGAUGGAUAACUUUGAAUGGGCUUUCGGAUUUUCAAAAUUUAUGGGGCUAUAUCAAGUUGAUCGUGUCACUCUCAAGAGAACUCCGAAAUUAUCAGCAAAUUGGUACAAAAAUUUUAUUGAGAAACACCGAAGAAUUGGAAGCAAAAUGAUGAAGACAAGUGAGUGAUGUGUGUGUUCAAGUAGACUAGCUUGUAUGUAAACAUUAAGUUGCUUUUUUGUUCAUUAUGAGGAAAAUAAUAUUGAGUACAUGUUUCGUAAUAAAUUGAGAGUAUGUCUAACGCUCUCAGUUCCACUUUUCUAGUUAACAUUAUAUUAUGGAAUAUAUUUAUUUAAAUUUGUUAAAGCCUUAUUUGUUAGAAAACAAUUUGUAGUUCAUAUCAAAGACUAAAAAGUUUUU
This is a messenger RNA of Cuscuta epithymum, 1830 nucleotides long. Lineage: Eukaryota; Viridiplantae; Streptophyta; Magnoliopsida; Solanales; Convolvulaceae. The record is from the annotation of a GenBank genome assembly.